UCAAGACAUUGCUUUUCCGGGAGCCAAUGUAGGUCAGCAAGCAAUGAGGUGAUGGGGAACAGGAACUACUGCAAGACAUCCUACACUGACAAAGGGGAGAAGCCAGAAAAAGGUCGAUUUAUCAGCUUUCAUCAUCUCACAUUUUGGGUAGGAAACGCCAAACAGGCUGCAGCUUAUUACUGCGACAAGUUUGGAUUUGAGCCUGUGGCAUACAAAGGACUGGAGACAGGGUAUCGUGAGGUGGUGUCACAUGUCGUUAGACAGAAUAAGAUUUUCUUUGUUUUCCAGUCAGCACUGAAUCCUGGUGAGAAGGAAAUGACCGAACAUUUAGGGAAACACGGCGAUGGUGUGAAGGACAUCGCAUUUCAAGUGGAAGACUGCAACUUCCUGGUGAAGAAAGCGAAGGAGCAUGGAGCCAUCAUUGUGAAGGAGCCAUGGAUUGAGGAGGAUAACUAUGGAAAAGUGAAGUAUGCUGUUCUGAAAACUUACGGGGAUACAACACACACGUUUGUGGAGUAUCUGGGUCCAUACUGCGGCACCUUCCUGCCUGGAUACAAGGAGCCUCUUUUCAGGGACCCACUCCUUCCCAUACUGCCCCCUGUGAGUCUGAAUUUCAUUGACCACAUCGUGGGAAACCAGCCAGACGAUGAGAUGGUGCCUGUGGUAGAAUGGUACCAGAAGUGUCUGAUGUUUCAUCGAUACUGGUCAGUGGAUGACAAACAGAUCCACACAAAUUACAGCUCCUUGCGUUCCAUUGUUGUGACCAACUAUGAGGAGACCAUCAAGAUGCCCAUCAACGAGCCAGCGACAGGAAAGAAAAAAUCCCAAAUCCAGGAGUACGUGGAUUACUAUGGUGGACCUGGAGUGCAGCAUAUUGCUCUCAAUACCUCUGAUAUCAUUCAGUCUAUCAUAAGUUUAAAAAGCCGUGGGAUGGAGUUCCUGAUGACCCCAGACUCCUACUACGAUCAGCUGAAAGAAAAAUUAAAGACUGCAAAAGUCAAGGUGAAAGAGGACCUUAAGAAGUUACAGGAACUCAAAAUUCUUGUGGAUUUUGAUGAGAAAGGCUACCUGCUGCAGAUCUUCACCAAACCUGUCCAAGACAGGCCCACGCUCUUCCUGGAGGUCAUACAAAGAUAUAAUCACAAUGGCUUUGGGGCUGGAAACUUCAAAUCAUUGUUUGAAGCUAUUGAACACGAUCAGGAUGCAAGGGGAAACCUCAUUGUUUGCACGGCCGACAGAAAAGAGCAAACGAUAUUAUUGAAAUAA
Molecule: messenger RNA, 1266 nt
Organism: Carcharodon carcharias (great white shark)
Lineage: Eukaryota; Metazoa; Chordata; Chondrichthyes; Lamniformes; Lamnidae
Gene: hpda
Product: 4-hydroxyphenylpyruvate dioxygenase a
Exons: 14
Coding region: 52-1266 (404 amino acids)
Biological process (GO): L-tyrosine catabolic process
Cellular component (GO): endoplasmic reticulum membrane; Golgi membrane
Molecular function (GO): 4-hydroxyphenylpyruvate dioxygenase activity
Source: RefSeq, a predicted model, not a curated record